Messenger RNA from Porites evermanni, 1296 nucleotides. NCBI's taxonomy places the organism in Eukaryota, Metazoa, Cnidaria, Anthozoa, Scleractinia, Poritidae. The record is from the annotation of a GenBank genome assembly.
AUGGCCUGGAACUCGCCAAAACGGGCCAACUUUAGUUCUGAGCGCAAUGGACGUAAGGCUCAAAUCAUGAACCAUGUUUGGUCUGGACCCAGGGAAAUUCCAUCUCCUUCAUUUGUUAAGAGCGACACAACUAACUUAGGUAAUAUUUUCCAUCGCUGUUGUUAUAGAAAUAAAUUCGCUUAGCUUAUUGACAAUGACCUUAUACGUUUCCAUGGCUAUCGUGUCGAAAACUCCAUAACAUGUAUUCAACUUUACUUUGAUAGAAUCUGUUCUUUAAUGUCCUCUUUGUAAACAGCAAAUCCAAAGGUCGCAAAGCAACCAGUCGGUUAAGCUUUCCCACGAUUUCCUAUGACUGCAAUCAGGUGGGCUCCUGCUGCAAUUUUAUAGUUUUGAUUGGCGUGGGUUGGGCGGGGAGGGGGAGGGCAGAUAAGAGGAGAAAAAAACGAAAGCCCUGGGUAAAGGGCGGGGGAGGGCAGAUACGAGGAGAAAAAAAGAAAAGCCAUGGUUAAAGGGCGGGGAGAGGGAACCUUCAUUUUCUCUUUCCAGUCCCCCUUUUUGUCCUUCCUUCUACACGUCUUUCAACUCAGACUACCGUGUUUUUUGACUGUAAAUAUAAUCUUUUUUGUUAUUUUAAAAUCUGCAGUCACACCUGAAGAGUCAAAAAACUGCUUGAACGAAAACUCGAGAGGUCUCCUUAGAAUAUCAGCUACUGGGUUUGCACAUUGUCGCCGUGGCAUAACUAACCUUGGUUUCACUAACGAAGAGUGUGAAUUCAUAGCUUCGCGGCAGCGAGCUACGAACUAUCUCUUCUACCUGUACAACGAUAGAGGACAACCUGUGUCGAGAGAUGAGACGAGAAAAAGUACAAGAUAUUCAAAAUCAAGUCCGGAAAGCUCAUGGCGUGUCAAAAGUGCUCCUGUAGAGACAGUUACAAAGGUUUUGAUUGGCGAUAAGCGCGUCUGUUCUUCAGCACUGACCAGAGAAAAGGCGAGAGUACGAAAAAAAGCUUCAUUUCGCAGUGCAAGCUUUGCACAGCGGCUGAAUCAGACAACCAUGGAUGAGUCUCUAGGUACAAUAAUUGUUCGAAGCUUGAAUCAACAUUUGUCGCCAUCAGAGCGUUUGGAACGUUACCUGCUAAGUUUACAAAGGGAAGGCUAUCUAACAAGUGCACGGAAAGAUCGGCGGAAAAACUUUGACACGCAAUUAGGCAUUGAACUGACACACAAAGGAGUUAUAAGUUUGAGAUCAAAGUUCCUACCUCACCCUCCUGUGUACUUGUUUCAAAAGGGACAAUGA